Molecule: messenger RNA, 1032 nt
Organism: Mytilus californianus (California mussel)
Lineage: Eukaryota; Metazoa; Mollusca; Bivalvia; Mytilida; Mytilidae
Product: serine/threonine-protein phosphatase 6 regulatory ankyrin repeat subunit B-like
Exons: 3
Coding region: 108-917 (269 amino acids)
Molecular function (GO): protein binding
Source: RefSeq, a predicted model, not a curated record
UACAUGGACACAUAUUGACAAUUGCUGAACGUUGUUUUGUUUUAAUAUUGAAAGCAGCGGCAAUACAUUAUAAAUUUUUAAGAAAUCGUUUUCUCGGAAUUACAAAUAUGAGUUUUCGGUCAUUAAAAGACGACAGGGAGCAUACGAAAGAAACUGUUCGAAUUCACAGAAAAGCGGGAAAACGGAGAUCAAAUUCAGCACCAACUAUUCAUCCUGAUAAAACAAAGGAUAUCAAUGCAACGGACAGUAAAGGAAGGACGUCUUUGUACUAUGCGGCAAAAUAUGGUGAAAUUGAAAUAGUCAGACAUCUAUUAUGUAACGGAGGUGAUCCAGAUUUACCGGAUAAGGCAUCGAAUUAUCCGAUACAUGAAGCGGUGGAUAAUGGUCAUGUGGAAGUUUUGGAAUUACUGAUAUACAAAGGUUGCAGUGUUAAUGUUCAAAAUCUCUCUGGACAGACUCCACUGAUGAGAGCAGCCCUUUUUGAUGAUUUAGACGCUGUAAAGGUGUUAAUUAAAUCAGAUUGUGAUUUGGAUGAAGUAGACUGUACCGGGAAAACAGCUCUAUUGGUUGGUUUACAAGAAGGUCAUGAUGUUGUGUCUAGAUAUUUGAUCAAAAGCGGAUGCGACGUCAAUGUGAUCGAUCGACUUGGACAGAGUGCUUUGUAUUUUGCUAUCCACAGAUCAUCAGCUCCAUCUGUGUCGUUGUGUCAAAAACUUUAUAGAAAUGGAUACAAAGCAGAAAAUGAUUCUGAUUGGUUAACGAAAGACUUACACCGGAAACUGACUCAAAAUGGAAAUGGACUAUUUUCUCGAGUAAUGCGAAAACUCAGAAUACAAAAAUCAAAAAUAGACCUUUAUAGCAUUGAUGACUUAUUUUCUGAUGACUAUGUUGAUUUUGAUAAUUCAAGAAAAGUUUAGGAAAUGUCUCGAAGUAUAUAUAAUUAUGAUGUCAGUCUUUUGUUUUCCGUUUUCGAACUUUCUCUGACAAAAGAAUUGUUGUUUGUUUAUCUAUUAAAUGCAAUUGUAAUUGUAA